Messenger RNA from Pelmatolapia mariae (spotted tilapia), 696 nucleotides. RefSeq names its product OX-2 membrane glycoprotein-like. The transcript has 3 exons. The record is from RefSeq and is a predicted model, not a curated record. Gene Ontology annotation, molecular function: cell-cell adhesion mediator activity. Gene Ontology annotation, cellular component: cell surface; neuronal cell body; axon. NCBI's taxonomy places the organism in Eukaryota, Metazoa, Chordata, Actinopteri, Cichliformes, Cichlidae. The coding region runs from base 1 to 696 and encodes 231 amino acids. Gene Ontology annotation, biological process: negative regulation of neuroinflammatory response; heterotypic cell-cell adhesion.
AUGAUCUAUAAGUGUCCAGAAGCUCUCGCAGCUCUAACAGCAGUGAUACAAACACAGCAGACUGUGUUGGCAGCAGUGGGAGAAGAUGCUGAAUUCAGCUGUCAGCUCUUGGAGACGAAGGACAUCCUUCAGGUCACAUGGCAGAAAAUCUCUCCUGAUGUGGAGCAGAAUGUUGCCACUUACAGCGAUUACUUUGGUCAGAGAGUGAAUGACGGCUUUACAGAUAAAUUUAAGUUUAAAUAUACUGGACUACAGAACUGCUCCAUAGUCAUCAGAAAUGUAACGAAGCAGGAUGAAGGCUGCUAUCACUGUCUGUUUAACACUUAUCCUGAAGGCUCCCUGACAGGGAAACCCUGUCUCCAAGUCUAUGAGCUGCAUAAACCUGUUGUUGAUGUCAGAGAGUCAAACUCUACUGAAGAGUGGGUUGUUUCCUGUUCAGCCACUGGUCGACCUGCUCCCACUGUAACACUCAGUGUCUCACAACAAGGCCUCAACUUCUCACAGUACAACACUGUCAGUGUGUCCAACACCAACGCUACAUUCUCUGUCACCACUACAGCUGUGCUCUCAGGUUCACGUAACCACAGCACACAGGUGGGAUGUGCAGCACGAGUGCUCUCUGCUCCUCGCAGAGAGGUUAUGGUGACGAUUCCUGAGGUCCAACAGACACCUGAUGAUGAUGGUGAGAAACUCUAA